Messenger RNA from Serinus canaria (Common canary), 5039 nucleotides. Its product is annotated as hexokinase HKDC1. Gene Ontology annotation, molecular function: ATP binding; mannokinase activity; glucokinase activity. The coding region runs from base 236 to 2989 and encodes 917 amino acids. NCBI's taxonomy places the organism in Eukaryota, Metazoa, Chordata, Aves, Passeriformes, Fringillidae. Gene Ontology annotation, cellular component: cytosol; mitochondrion. Gene Ontology annotation, biological process: glucose 6-phosphate metabolic process; intracellular glucose homeostasis; glycolytic process. The transcript has 18 exons. The record is from RefSeq and is a predicted model, not a curated record.
UGGGUUGGUGUGGGGGGGAGGUGUGAUACAAAGAGGCAGAACUUUAAUCACUGGCCCGAUCACACUGGAUGGAUUUAUUUCUGGACUCAAUUUCCCAGGAUCUCUGCUAUUCCACACGGGGGAAAAUGCCUCUGCUGAAGUUUCUCUAGCUCCAGUUUUGAGAAUAAAGAUCUGUUGCUUUGGAGUUACUCACAGCAGCUCUAUCUCUACUGACUCAUCCAUCUGCUUCAAGAAAAUGUUUGCUGUCCACUUGCUAGCUUUCCAUUUCACAAAGCUAAAAGAGGAUCAAAUAAAAAAGGUGGACAGGUUCCUGCACCAGCUGCGCCUCUCUGAUGAUGUCCUGCAGGAUGUGACAGCUCGUUUCCAGGCUGAGAUGCUGAAGGGGCUGGCCAGGGACACCAACCCCAUGGCAGCAGUGAAAAUGCUGCCCUCGUUCGUGCGCUCGCUGCCUGACGGCUCAGAGGAGGGUGACUUCCUUGCUGUGGACCUGGGUGGCUCCCAAUUCCGUGCCCACCAGGUGAAGGUGUUUGAUGAUGGGAAGCAGAGCAGCCAGCUGGAGAGCAAGAUCUACCCCACACCCAAGGAGGUCACCCAGGGGAGUGGAGCUGAGCUCUUUGAUUACAUUGCUGACUGUCUGUCAGACUUCAUGGAGACCAAAAACCUGAAGCAGAAGAAGUUGCCUCUUGGCUUUACGUUUUCUUUUCCAUGCAAACAGACCAGACUGGAUGAGGGGGUUCUCCUCGAGUGGACAAAGCAUUUCAGGGUCCGAGGAGUCCAGGGCACAGAUGUGGUCAGCUCCCUGAACAGGGCCCUCCAGAAGCACCAGGACAUAGAUGUUGAUGUUUUGGCACUGGUCAAUGACACAGUGGGAACCAUGAUGACUUGUGGCUACGAUGACCAGCGCUGUGAAGUUGGACUCAUAAUUGGGACUGGCACCAACGCCUGCUACAUGGAGGAGAUGAGGCACAUCAGCCUGGUGGAGGGCGAUGAGGGCAGGAUGUGCAUCAACACCGAGUGGGGGGCCUUCGGAGACGACGGAGCUUUGGAGGAUCUCCGCACGGAGUUCGAUCGGGAGCUGGAUCUGGGAUCUCUCAACCCUGGAAAACAACUGUUUGAGAAGAUGAUCAGCAGCCUGUAUUUGGGGGAACUCGUGAGACUCAUUCUCCUAAAAAUGACAAAGGAAGGUCUGCUCUUCAAUGGGAAAGUGUCAACAGCUCUGCUUACUAAGGGCAAGAUUGAAAUGAAACACGUGUCUGCAAUGGAAAAGUACAAAGAAGGCCUGAACAACACAAAAGAGAUCCUAGCAGAGCUGGACCUGUUUCCCUCUGAGGAGGACUGUGUUGCUGUUCAGCAGGUCUGCACCAUUGUUUCCUUCCGCUCGGCCAACCUCUGCGCCGCCGCCCUGGCUGCCAUCCUGACCCGCCUCAGGGAGAACAAAAAGCUGCUGAGGAUGAGAACCACUGUUGGGAUUGAUGGGGGCCUCUACAAAACCCACCCCAAGUACGCCAAGCGCCUGCACAAGGUGGUGAGGAGGCUGGUGCCCACGUGUGACGUGCGGUUCCUGCCGUCACCGAGCGGCAGCGGCCGCGGGGCCGCCGUGGUGACGGCGGUGGCAUGCAGGCUGGCCAGCCAGCGCCGGCGCCUCGACGCCGCCCUGGCGCCUUUCCUGCUGCUCCCCAGCACCCUGCAGGAGGUGAGGGACAGCAUGAGGGCUGAGCUGGAGUAUGGGCUGAAGAGGGAGACGCAAGCCCAGGCCACGGUGAAGAUGCUGCCCACGUACGUGUGCGGGAUGCCCGAUGGAACAGAAAAAGGAAAGUUCCUUGCCCUUGACCUUGGUGGCACAAAUUUCAGGGUUCUGCUGGUGAAAAUCAAAAGCGGGAGAAGAAGAUCGGUGCAAAUGUAUAACAAAAUCUUUGCCAUUCCUUUGGAGAUCAUGCAAGGGACAGGAGAAGAGCUCUUUGACCACAUUGUCCAGUGCAUAGCAGACUUUCUGGACUAUAUGGGGAUUAAAGGUGCUCGGCUUCCCCUGGGCUUCACCUUCUCCUUCCCCUGCAGGCAAGCCAGCAUUGACAAGGGAACACUUGUGGGAUGGACAAAAGGAUUCAAGGCAACAGACUGUGAGGGGGAAGAUGUUGUUGAUAUGCUAAGGGAGGCCAUCAGGAGAAGAAAUGAGUUUGACUUGGACAUUGUGGCAGUGGUGAAUGACACUGUUGGCACCAUGGUGACUUGUGGCUACGAGGAUCCAAACUGUGAGAUUGGCCUCAUUGCAGGAACAGGCACCAAUGUUUGCUACAUGGAGGACAUGAAAAACAUAGAAAUAGUGGAAGGGAAUGAAGGAAAAAUGUGCAUUAAUACAGAAUGGGGAGCAUUUGGUGACAAUGGCUGCAUUGACCACAUCAGGACAAAAUAUGACAGAGAAGUAGAUGAAGGCUCCCUAAACCCAGGGAAACAGAGGUAUGAAAAAAUGACCAGUGGAAUGUACCUAGGUGAAAUAGUAAGGCAAAUUUUGAUUGACUUAACCAAACAGGGGCUGCUGUUCAGAGGACACAUUUCAGAAUCACUCCGGAAAAGAGGAAUAUUUGAAACAAAGUUCCUGUCUCAGAUUGAGAGCCACCGGCUGGCCCUGCCGCAGGUGCGGCGCGUCCUGCGGCAGCUGGGGCUGCACGGCACCUGCGAGGACAGCAUCACCGUCAGGGAGGUGUGUGCAGCUGUGUCCAGCAGGGCUGCCCGGCUCUGUGGGGCAGGGCUGGCUGCUGUGCUGGAGAAGAAGAGGCAGAACCGAGGUGUGGAGCGCUUGCAGAUCACGGUGGGGGUGGAUGGGACUCUGUACAAGCUCCACCCGCAUUUUUCUAGGAUCCUGCAGGAAACAGUGAAGGAGCUGGCCCCUCAGUGUGAUGUGACUUUCAUGCUUUCUGAAGAUGGAAGUGGGAAGGGAGCUGCCCUCAUUACUGCAGUUGCAAAAAGAUUGCACAAUGUUGGACAGAAGUAAAAUGAGAGGUCAAGUAACUUCAGCCCUGCCUGGCGUGGGCAGCAGGGGUUUGCUGGUGGUGAUUCCAGAUAGCUUUGCCAACACCAGCACACAGGUAGCUUUUUUGGGGGGGGGGAGCAGCUGGUUUUGACCAACCAGGAUUGUGGAUUUUUAUCCUUUGGUAACUUGGUGUUACCAAACUAGGUGUUUCUGCUCCCCACUGGAAUUAUGUCUCGGCAUGCCACAGCCUACUCAGUUCUGUACCUCCUGCAGUGCAUCUCCAGUGCACGUGGGAGAGUGAAAACAAAACAAAAUCAACCCAAAUGUGUCAUUUUACAACAUCUCAAUUAAGCUACUGCACCACAACUGAGUUUAUCACCAGUUUCUUAGGAUUCUGUGUUUAGUUUUCUCUUGCACCGGCUUGAAGAAUAUUGAGAUUCUGAUGUUGCAUCUUGUCUAGUGGACAUCUUUAUUCAAUGCCUCACAGGUUUUGCAAUAAAUUUGGAGGUGAAAUAAAUGAAUGGACUGUGGUCAGUGAUGCUCCCCCUGCUGCUGCACUGGUGGCAAGUGUAAUGCAAUAUGUUUAAUAUGUUUAAGAGAUGAAUGUAAAGGAAAAAAAUGUGAUUCCACAGAAUAUCAGUGUGUGUCAAAAUAUGUCAGGGCAUCUGAGUCACAUAAAGCUCAACCAAAGGAAACAGAGAAUGUAGAAGGAGCCACAGAGUCUGCAAUGUCUGGGUCAGGGCUACACAGAGGGUAUCAAACAGGCCCCCAAAACAGUGUGUAGAGGGGGAAAAAAAAUCACCUAAAUUUCUGAAAGUCUCCUCUUUGUUUUCCCUCUGUUAUCUCCUUGCAUGUUCCUGAGAGAAUUGUUUCCAUUUGGUGCAAAGGAAGCUUAUCCUUGCUUUUCAUUUUCUGUUGCCUGCUGCUCUGCCUGUUUGUAAAUAAAUCUGUGCUGUUGUGAGCCUUUGCUUCUCUGUCCAGUGCACCUUCUGAGCUGUGGGAAGAACAUGCAGGCAAGUGGGAGCUUUCUUAAAACCUAAACCUUUAAACUUAAACCUUCCUUUAAAUCUAAAUGUGCUUGUGUACUUCAGUGAUUGUGAAGGGGUUUUGUGGGUAGAGCUCAUGGCCUUGUGUGACCAAGUGUCCCUGACCUGAUUCACCCAGAACAAACCAAACCAAAACAAUAAUAUGGCACAGAGAAGUUGCAGAUCUGUGUUCUGCCUGAUCUCUCUGGUCAGGUAUUCCUGCAGACCUUUUAAUCCUCUCUUUGUAGGUGUUUGCUUCCUUGUGACAGCAGUUAUCCCUCCUUUGCUUCCUUGUGGGCUGGCAGCAGAAAGUGGGGCCAAGAAAUGUGCUUUGAGCCUAGUUAGGUCAGAAGUGACUGUGGUGCAGGGGGACAAGCAGUUGGGUUUGUGUAAUGAUCUGUAACUGCUGGGUUUAAUUUAGCAAUCCCAAAUUCAAAAUUGGAAGCUACAGACUUCUGCUGUUUUGUAGUUUUUAACAGAACCAAAAUCUGCCAACAGCUCUGUGUCUGUGUUGGAGUUACUGGAGGGGUAGAAGACACUUGCAAACAAUUCUUCUGAAGGAAUUCCUCACAGUGCUGAGCUCCCUGUACCAAGUUGUGAACUCCUAUUACAUUCACUGCUUUUCUCCUUUUGUCAAGAAACUUAGCAUUUGACUUUUUCUUUAUAUUUCAGAACUCAGAGAGCUGCAGAAACCAAAGCUUGCUAUGUAGUAAGGGCAGUUAUCUGGAGUGGAAGUCUGUUGCUGGUGAUGAUAAAUUUGGAGAGGCUGGGUGUAGAAUUAAAAACAAAUCAGAUAUUGAGUUUAUAUGAGGCAUAGAAUAGCUCUUCUGGGCUGUUUUAGGCCCCAAAGGCAGAAACAGGUAUUUUGGCACCUGAAAUCCUGCACUGUCUGUGUGGUUUUGGGCCUUUUUGGGGGAGUGGGUUCUGAAAAAGGUCACCUGUGAGUGAAAUAUGUCCCUGUACAUCUGAAAUGAGGUGAUGCUCUCCCUCUGGGAAUGCAGGGCAGCAGAAAGCUGCUCCUCUGGGAAUGCAGUGGGCAAAGGCUG